AUGACCAUCAGAAACGUCUUGUUGAGAGUCUCGCAAAGCCGGAGAGAACCGCGUCCACUCUGGUCGAUCGUAGCACCAAUUGGGGGCGUCCAGGAAAAUAACCACCAGCCUGCCUUCAAAAGACACUUCACUGGAAAGCAAGCUGAAGGGCAGGAAAGAGGUGCCUUAGCUGGCGUCAAGAUCCUCGACCUGUCACGAGUUCUAGCAGCGCCAUAUUGUACCCAAAUUCUUGCCGACUACGGCGCAGAUGUGAUCAAGAUUGAGGAUCCUGAACGUGGCGAUGACACACGGUACUGGCAGGUCAGCGGUGAGAGCAGCGCAUGGAACGACGAUGCUGGGCCGAUCUCCAACUACUUCUCCGCCGUCAACCGCAACAAGAGGUCUCUGACCCUGAAUUUGAAGAAUACAAAGGCAAGGGACAUCUUCUUGAGACUCGUGGAGCAGGCGGAUGUGGUUGUCGAGAACCUUCGUCCAGGCGCAUUAGACCGACUGAAUCUGGGCUACGAUGUACUAAGCGAGACCAACCCUGGGAUCAUCCUCGCGAGUACUUCAGGAUAUGGAUCUAGCGGACCGUACGCACAGAGAGCUGGUUACGACAUGAUCGCUGGAGCUGAAGCCGGACUUCUACACUUGACUGGAGAGCGUGGUGGAAAGCCUGUUCGGCCAGGACUUGGCCUUACGGAUAUGUGUACAGGUCUAUACAUGCAUGGAGCGAUUACUGCUGCUCUGUACGCCCGUACUCGCACAGGCGUCGGUCAAAAGAUCGAUGGAUCGCUUUUCGAGACUCAAGUUGCGCUGUUAACUAACGUUGGUCUGUCCUGGCUGAAUCUAGGAAUUGAGGCCGAGCGCUGGGGCACGCAACACCCCUCUGUCGUACCUUACGAUGCAUUCCAGACAAAAGACCUCUAUUUCGUCUGCGGAGCUACGAACGAUAAACAAUUCGCGAAGCUCGUUGAAACAUUAGGCCGUCUAGAACUGAGCACUGAUGAGCGGUUUAACACAAACCCACACCGCGUUAGCAAUCGCGAGGCACUAUUCAGUAUCCUCAACGAGCUCUUCCGCGCAAAGACAACAGCAGAAUGGGAGCAGCAAUUUGAGGGGAGCGGGCUGCCCUAUGCCCCGAUCAAUACGAUGGAGCGUGUGUUCGAGCACCCCCAGAUCGUUGCUAGACAGAUGGUUGAGGAACUUCCGUUCGACGCUGCCGCAACAGGGGCGAUCAAAGUGAUCGGACCAGCAAUCAAGUUCAGCAAGACGCCCGCCAGCAUUCGAACUCGACCUCCUCUGCAUGGCGAGCACACGACCGAAAUUCUCGAUGAGCUUGGUAUUGAUGAAGCAGCAGUGGCCGCACUGAAGAAGGAUGGAGCGUUCUAG
Molecule: messenger RNA, 1371 nt
Organism: Fulvia fulva
Lineage: Eukaryota; Fungi; Ascomycota; Dothideomycetes; Mycosphaerellales; Mycosphaerellaceae
Product: Succinate--hydroxymethylglutarate CoA-transferase
Exons: 7
Coding region: 1-1371 (456 amino acids)
Molecular function (GO): catalytic activity
Source: RefSeq, a predicted model, not a curated record